Molecule: messenger RNA, 1732 nt
Organism: Pistacia vera
Lineage: Eukaryota; Viridiplantae; Streptophyta; Magnoliopsida; Sapindales; Anacardiaceae
Product: protein ROOT INITIATION DEFECTIVE 3-like
Exons: 8
Coding region: 141-1481 (446 amino acids)
Biological process (GO): DNA-templated DNA replication; rRNA processing
Cellular component (GO): nuclear pre-replicative complex
Molecular function (GO): protein binding
Source: RefSeq, a predicted model, not a curated record
CCUACUAAACCCUCUACCUGUUAAAAUUCCACGGUUGGAAGUCAGCCGUUACACUUUACCUGACGCAUAACGCUCAAGAACCGUUCUUCCAUGUAAACCAAAAACUUCUCAAUAUCAAUUAUCUAUUCAGGGAAGAUCAAAUGGAGCUAGUAAUCGCGUCAUCAUCAAUUGCCGACGCCGGCAUAGGUUGCUGGGAUUUGCAAUCAGGUGCUGAGCAGCUCCGGUACAAAUCAUGCGCCUCACCUUCACAUGGACUCGCUUGUGUGGGAGACCGUUUCCUCGCCUCCUCUCAACUCCGUGAACCUUCAUCUUCUUCAGGCUCCGUCCUCUAUUGGUCCUGGUCCAAGCCUCAAGUAGAAGUGAAAAGCUUUCCGGCUGAGCAUAUUAAGCCGAUUGCGGCUAAUAGCGAAGGCACAUAUAUCGUUGGUGGAGGUCAAUCUGGAGAUAUAUAUUUAUGGGAGGUUAUGAGUGGUAGAUUGUUAAAGAAGUGGCAUGCGCAUUACAGGGCGGUUACAUGCUUGGUUUUCUCAGAGGAUGAGUCUCUUCUGAUUUCUGGGUCUGAGGAUGGAUGUGUUAGAGUUUGGUCUCUUUUAAUGAUAUUUGAUGAUUAUGAAAGUCAACAGGCAACCCAUCUCUAUCUGCAUAGUUUUACCGAGCACACUCUGCGUGUUACAGAUGUUGUUACUGGUUGUGGGGGAUGCAAUGCAAUUAUAGUGUCAGCUUCUGAGGAUCGAACGUGCAAGGUCUGGAGUUUAUCUACAGGAAGAUUAUUGAGAAGUAUCGUAUUCCCUUCAGUAAUUGAUGCGGUUGUACUGGACCCUGCUGAACAUGUCUUCUAUGCUGGCAGUAGAGAUGGCAAUAUUUAUGUUGCUGCACUUAAUGCUGAAAGUUCCUCUAGCAGCAGUUAUGGAAUGCAUAUCAUUAGUUCAUUGUCCCACCGCAGGGCUGUCACUUGUUUGGCAUACAGUACAGAAGGAGAUUUGUUGCUUUCUGGAUCGGAGGAUGGCAUGGUUCGAGUUUGGGACCCAAAGACCCAUAACAUUGUUCGCAUGUUCAAACAUGCAAAAGGUCCCGUGAACAAUAUUCUUGUUGUUAGACGACCUCACUAUCAUAGUGUGGGAACAUUCUCAAAUUCAAAUGCUUCCUCAAGAAGGCAUGGGUUUUUAUUACCACCUCCACUGGAUAAAUAUGUCAAUCUGACUGAUGAAGGCUUGAACAAUAAAACUGUCAUCCGUCUCCCCACUGCUUGCAAUAUUCCUCAAGACGCUUUAUACUGCAGUUCUCGAAUAAUUGAUGAGCAUAUUGAGGACUUCCAGAGACAAGGUUCUUCUGCCGCAGCAGAAAUGGAGGUGGAGAGGCUAAAGCAUGAAUGUGGAAGGUCCAUGCAAAUGGUUCAGCAGUGGAAGAAAAUGUAUGACAACUUGCAUGAAUUCUGUAUUAAUGAACUUUUGGAUGGAGAUCAAGUGGGAUGCACAAAAUGAAAUAUUGCCUUAGGCACGAUUAUUUGUACAACAGCUUAUGUGGUCUGAUGAACGUUCACACCCCUUGGACCCUUGUGGCUUUGCCCCGCGUUCCCCUUUUUUUUUUUUUUAAUUCUUGUUAUACUCAUGUCUUGGUAUAGAAAUGUUCGAUCUAUUGGCCAAACGGAACAAAUUUUAUCUGGUUGAAGGUUUUAAUUUAAAGUGAUGAUACUAAGUCCCCUUAGAAUUAAGGAAAUGAAGUUGAGUAAUUC